UCAUCCUCAAAUUAGAGCUUCAAGAAUGAAAUUAUUUUGGUUCAUAACGACUAGUCAUUUAUUUACCAAUGCAGUGUAGUUUCAAUUGUUCGCGAUAUCGUGCACUUUCUGAAUACGAAAAAGGUGGCAAAAAGUUAAGUCGAUUAGAAAUUCAAUUGGUGGAAGGAACUGCAAUGCAUUAGUCAGCGCAUCACUUUAACUGGCAGAGCUUUUGAAACUUUGAAAAGUGCAUGCCUGUGCUUAUUUCGUACACAAGUAUAUUUAGUAUGCUUUUGCAAUUACUCUUGCUUGUCUGGCAGUGCAUCCAUCAUUGAUCUAGUGGCUCGCUAUUUUGUGCGCAUUCACUACAUACGAUGUUUCGGUUCGAUGGGAAAUACAAUACUAAUUAAUAGUAGAACGUUAAUUAUUUUAUUACAUAUAUAAAUUACAUAAAAGUAACAAGCAUUUAUGAAAUAAAAAUAUUUUUUGCAACAAAUCAAUAAGCUAUUUUUUGAAUAAGCGUAAAAAAAAAAAUAAAAAUAAUAAUAAUUGGCCAAUAAUGAAAUGGGACGAUUUCGGUGCUGGCUGCAUUGGCGGCGCAUGUGGAGUACUCAUCGGCCAUCCUCUGGACACUAUUAAAACAUGGCAACAAGCAUCAAACUCAUCCGUUCCGAGCGCUGUGCGACAAAUUUAUAAUCGAAAUAAUGGCUUAAAUGGCUUUUACAGAGGGAUGCUAUUUCCUUUUGUCACAACCGGUGCAAUUAACUCCAUUCUCUUCGGCAUCUAUGGCAACCAUUUAAGGCAAUUGCGACGGGUCUGCCACAGUGAUUACCAACGUGAACAGUUGGAAUACCAGAAUAUGUUCAUUGCUGGAUCCAUCGCUGGCUUUGUGCAGUCCUUUAUUGCAUGCCCCAUUGAAUUGAUUAAAGUUAGAUUACAGACACAUUGCUAUUACAACGAAUACAUUUUCGGGCAACGGCGCACUCCCUGGGGCGUUUUUAGAAAAGUCAUAAAAGUGGAUGGAGUAUCUGGCUUGUAUAGAGGUUUACUACCAAUGAUGUGCCGUGAUGUAUUUCCCUAUGGAAUUUAUAUGAUGGUUUACCGUCAAACCGUCGACUUUCUGGAAAAAACACCCAUAGUGCAAAACAGGAGACAAGAACGCAUAAAAAAUGAAAAUUCAAAUGUCGACUUCUUUGUGACAACUUUGGCUGGAGCUUGGGCCGGGAUCCUGUCCUGGGUAUGCGUGAUACCUUUUGAUGUUGUGAAGACCAUUAUGCAAGCAGAAAGUAGUAGGCAAUAUCGUAGUAUAAGGCAUUGUUUGGUGAAAAAUUUUAAGCUCUACGGUUGGCGUCGUUUAUUCCGUGGUAGUUGGAUGCUAGUGGUGCGUGCAAUGCCAGUUAAUGCAGCAACAUUUUUAGGCUACGAAUAUGCACUGGAGUGGUUUCACAAGCUAAAUGGCUCCUACAUAUAAGGCUUAAACUCAAGACUUAUCAGAAAAAAAAAAUGUCAAAAAUUAUUUAAAAAAUAAUAAUUACUGAAAAACUAAGUG
Molecule: messenger RNA, 1528 nt
Organism: Rhagoletis pomonella (apple maggot)
Lineage: Eukaryota; Metazoa; Arthropoda; Insecta; Diptera; Tephritidae
Product: solute carrier family 25 member 45
Exons: 6
Coding region: 539-1450 (303 amino acids)
Biological process (GO): mitochondrial L-ornithine transmembrane transport
Cellular component (GO): mitochondrion
Molecular function (GO): high-affinity L-arginine transmembrane transporter activity
Source: RefSeq, a predicted model, not a curated record